AUGGUCCACCUCUCAGCUUUCCUCGUCGCCCUGGUGGCGGUAUCUACCACCACUGUGCACGCGGCCCCUGGCCCGCUCACAAAGCGCAUCGCGCAGACCAUCUCCGACUCCACGAAAAAAUGGGAGGCGGCCUGUGACACCGCCGGCGGCGCCCAGCAAUGCAACAGUAUCGCCGUGACCGCGUUCGGCACCCUCCUCGCCGCCGCCGGCCCCUGCGAUCAGCAGGACAAUGCCGACAAGAUGAUCGACCUCGCGAAGCAACUCAACAGCGAUGCCGACAUGAUCAAGUUUGCGCAGAUCUUUGCACAGCAACCGCGCAACACGCCGACCUCGCAGAGCGUUCCGUACUGCCAGACCGCGCCCAAGAACGCCGAGCUGAACGGGCUCUAUCAGUGCCAGUUCGCAGGCGCGAACCCGAAGACGUUCGUCGGCGGCACCGCGGUCGGCGGCGCGGGCACCGUCCCACUCGGCAUGUCCGCUCCGCUGUCCCCCGCGGGCUCGUGCCCCGCCCACCCGGCGGGCCCUAUCGCCGACGGCACUCAGCUCGCCGACCAGGUCUCCUCCUCCGGCGCCGGGUCGAGCGCGGGCUCCUCGAACAGCACUAGCGGUAGUGAUAGCGGAAACUCUACUGACUCGGGCGCGUCCGGAUCGUCUGACGGCUCGGGUGACGAAGACUCGGGCGACGACUCGCAAUGCGGCGACGCCCCUGCCACUGCCCCUGCCACUGCCACUGUCACUGCGACUGUUACUGUUACCGUCACCGCUGGUGGCGCCUCCGCCACGGCCACCGCUGCGCCUACUUCCAACUCGUCCUCCACCGCCUCGAGCGCAAACUCGAGCUUCCUGCUCCAGAACGGCGAGGACGCCCAGGCAUUGAACAAGAAAUUCUCCUCGCUCGACGCAAACUCCACCUGCACCGAGGGCGACCAAGCCUGCAUCGGCACCGCGUUCGCGCAGUGCGUCGGCGGCGCGUUCGUGCAGACGCAGUGCUCGAGCACGCUCGUGUGCGCCGCGCUCCCGCUCGUGAACAAGGCCGGCACCACCAUCGCGUGCACGACGCAGGCCGACGCCGCCUCCCGCAUCGCCGCCACCGGCGCGACGGGCGGCAUCGCCGGCGACAGCUCCUCUGCGGCGUUCUCCUCUUCCCCAGCCUCCUCCGACGCGGGAUCCAGUAGUGCGUCGGCGUCGGCGUCGGCGGCGGGGGCGGGGGCGACGUUCGCGGCGACUUCGGGUUCGGGGUCUGGGUUCCUGCUCCAGAAUGGGAAGGACGCGCAGGCGCUGAACAAGCAGUUCCAGUCUCUGACGGCCGACUCGUCGUGCACUGAUGGUCAAAAUGCGUGCAUCGGCGACGCGUUCGCGCAGUGCGUCGGCGGCGCGUUCGUCCAGUCGCAGUGCGGCAGCGGUCUCACGUGCGCCGCGCUCCCACUCGUCAACUCGGCCGGCACCAGCAUCGCGUGCGUCACACAGGCCGAGGCCGCUUCGCGCAUCGCCGCCACCGGCGCUACGGGCGGCGUUACGGGCAACUGA
This is a messenger RNA of Heterobasidion irregulare TC 32-1, 1527 nucleotides long. RefSeq lists its product as uncharacterized. Bases 1 to 1527 code for a protein of 508 amino acids. The transcript has 6 exons. The record is from RefSeq and is a predicted model, not a curated record. Lineage: Eukaryota; Fungi; Basidiomycota; Agaricomycetes; Russulales; Bondarzewiaceae.